Messenger RNA from Pungitius pungitius (ninespine stickleback), 459 nucleotides. RefSeq names its product mitochondrial ribosome and complex I assembly factor AltMIEF1-like. Lineage: Eukaryota; Metazoa; Chordata; Actinopteri; Perciformes; Gasterosteidae. The transcript has 2 exons. The coding region runs from base 247 to 459 and encodes 70 amino acids. The record is from RefSeq and is a predicted model, not a curated record.
AUGUGACUAGUAUUUGCUUCCGGUUCUCGAUGUCGACUCUGACCCUCCGCCUUGAGAGCAGCUCUACUUCUGUCUGAAGCUGACAACAUAACCUUUGGUCUCAUUUCUCAAACGUAGGUUUGUGUGUUUUUAAUAGUCCGUGUAGUUUCUUCCACUUUGUCCCCCGCGCUCUUUCUGUGAGCGCGUGUUGUCAACAUGGCUGUUUAAAGGAGCCAGGGUGUCCCCCCUCUCCAUGUGUAGUCCCUAAUGGGCGGCUGGUCUCGCAGUGCCGUGCUGGAGCUCUACCGGGCGCUGCUCCGCGCGGGGCGUCACCUUCAGCACACUGAUCGCAACUACUAUCGCCGCGCCGUGGCUCGCGAGUUUCGCCGCUGCCAAGACCUGACGACGCCUGAAGAUAAGGAGGACGCGCUGAGGAGGGGCCAGUUCUUCCUCAACAGCCGACUGGGUGGGCUUAUGUAG